This is a messenger RNA of Alosa sapidissima (American shad), 2368 nucleotides long. RefSeq names its product chromosome 3 C10orf88 homolog (gene c3h10orf88). Lineage: Eukaryota; Metazoa; Chordata; Actinopteri; Clupeiformes; Clupeidae. The transcript has 6 exons. The record is from RefSeq and is a predicted model, not a curated record. The coding region runs from base 444 to 1739 and encodes 431 amino acids.
ACAUAGGCUUUUCAGGAAGCAAUGUGCAUGUGUUUUUGCCUGUGUCAGUAGUGCCGAGUAGCUAGUAGUAGCUAGCGUAAAUAAGUCAUAUUUAGAUGCUUUUGUGUAUUUUACAUAACUUGCGCAAUCUUAGUUGCACACCUGCACGGUUAUUGGAAGGCCAAACUCGCCAAUAAAUAAGAAAAAUCUUGGUGGUUUCAUUGAAGAGUCCCAACAAGCGUUGUAGAUCAACGUUAACGUUAGUUGUAAGACUGGGAGAUACAAACGUUUCUAUGCAAGAUAGGACCACUACUUUUUGUAGAGGGUUAUUGCUUGUUGGACGUAUUUCGAAAGUCAAACGACAUCAUGACGUCUCGUUUUGGACACUACAGGCUGCAGCGUUCAGUCAGCUAGCAUUAUUCUGGAGACAUAAAACUGGAACUACUUUUGCUUAGUAACGGGUCAUGUCGGAACAAAUGAAGACAAGUGAAGAUGGUGUUAUUUCAGGGCGCAUAUCAUGGGCAUCCAGGUCAGAAGACUGUCAUAUAUGCGAUGUAAUAAAGACACACCAGGAGGAUGAUCUUCAGGAAGUGGACACCACUGUUAGAAGCGACGGUGCGCCUUUGUACCUGGACCAGGUGGGUGACACUCCAUGCGUAAUUACGCUCCAGUGUGCCCCGAACCCACGCAGCGUUAUCACCUCUCUCCUGGUUGUCAGCGAGGCGCGCACCAUAGAAGUGUACUCGGCGUCUGGGGACUACUGCGGCACCUGCCGUGGGGAAAAAGAUCCCACCAUCAACCAUGAAGGAACUACAGAGAGCAGACCUUUCUACAGGAAACACUUGAAGUUUGAGUGUCCCAUUACAUCCUGCGAAGUGAAGUUGCUCUCUCUGGGAGGACGUGCCAGUGUGGGCAUCGCUGGCAUCCACGUGUCGGUGCAAGUCCUGGAGGCCAAGCUGCAGCAGGUGGGCACAGGUGGCAGCAUUGACCUGCAGCAGGUGCAGGCCAUGAUGGAGGAGAUGGGCACCACCCUCUCACCUGGGGCACAACACCUCAUGGACAUGGUGCAGUUCCAGCAGAAGAGUAAAGCGGAUGCCAUGGGCAGCUUCUUCCCCCUCCUCGCGGGCAGCGGCGUGUUUGCGGGCCUGACUAAAGGAGCGUCUGUUCCCUCGCCCCCCACGGCCCGUGCCCCCCCACCCUCCCCCUCCCCCUCGCCCUCUCCGUCCCCGUUCUCCUUCGCUGCGCUCGCCCAUCCCCCGGCGCUGACCACGGCUGCCCAGGACAAUGCGUCCCUCUCAGAGGCUGCCGCGCCGGGCGCCGCCGGGCACCGCCCCUGCCCGACCCCGAGCGCAGCCCUGUCCGCGUCUGGCCGUGCCGCCCUGCCGCCCGCCCCCCCGGCGGGCCUGAGCCAGGGCAAGUUGGCGGAGGUGAUGUCAGCGCUGAUGCGCGCGCCGCCCGGGCAGCACUGUGCCGCCACACCUGACCUGCUCCCGCUGCUGCAGAGCGUCUGCUGCCAGGUGGCGCAACUCCGCAUGGACGACACCGCCGCCAUCGCCAUCGCCCAGGGCAAGGCACACGUGCCCAACGGCCCACCGGAGGCGCACACAUGCUGCAGUGGCCUGGAGGAGGCGCUAGAGAGGCGUCUGCAGCAGAUGGAGGCGCGGCUGAGGGAGCAUCUGGACCUGCGGCUGGACUCUCUGGAGCACAAACUGGACUCGGUGCUGCAGCAGGUUCUCCAGCCCCCUACACAGCCCAGCUGAACCUGAACCUGACCCGCGCCGCCCCAAAGGCCCCAACCCCGACCCUGCAGUGCCACCUCCACACAGCCAGAGGGCGCUGCCGUAUUUGCUGCUUUUGAAAUGGACACUCUAAUGACCAGCUGAAUAAUCAUGACAUGCUGAGGGAAAGGCUGGGUUUAACUGGUUAAUGCAAUGGCAGGGCACUAAUGACUAGAGUCUCUAUGGACCUAAACUGCUUCCCCUUGCCUUUAGUAACGCACUAAACAGAUCACCCGUAUUCUGUUCAAGUCUAUAUUGACAGAUCAUCCAUGUUGGGUUCAAGUCUCUAUAUUCUUUUAAGUUCUUUGUUGUGUUGUCAGCCCCUAUACAGAAUAACACUUUUUAUUGACUGUAACUGUACACCGUAAACACUGUAACUGAGGAUCUGCAUGGUUUAAAACAAAUAAAACCUAUUUAUACACUGAAAGAUCCCUCGGUGUCUGAGAGUGGGUCUGUGCCACUCUGAAAUAAAAGCUAUUUAUACACUGAAAGAUCUCUCGGUGUCUGAGAGUUGGUCAGUGAAAUAAAAGCUAUUUAUACACUAAAAGAUCUCUCAGUGUCUGAGAGUUGGUCAGUACCACUCUGAAAUAAAUCCUAUUUAUACACUGAAA